AUAAAACGUCAAAUUAUCAUUAAAUCAAAUUCAUAACAAUGGCAAUCAGAGCUGCUUUGCUCCUUGUGAGAGCCACACCGCUGCAAUUCAGCUUCAACCCAAAAAAGGCGCUUGUUUUAAAGCAAAAUAAUCGAAAUUAUGCAGUAAAAUCGAGUCUUGAGCCUCCUGAUGUUCAACGUUUGGCCGAAACAGCUCGUAUUUCCCUCGCUCCACAUGAAGUUGAAGAAUUUGCUCCUAAAAUUCAACAAGUGAUAGACUGGUUUGGGCAACUUCAAGCUGUUGAUCUUCAGAAUGUUGAGCCAGCCAUAAGAGCAGAUAAUGAAGAAGAAACUUUGCGCUAUGAUUCGCCUGAGAUAUUUGAGAAUAGGGAUGCCAUAGUAGCUGCUGUGCCAUGCUAUGAAGAUUCUUAUAUCAAAGUUCCAAAAGUCUUGAACAAGGAGUAAUUCAUUUUUGUUGACUUUCUUUAAUUAACCUCCAAUAUAUUAGUGACCUUUAAAUUGAAAGUUGUAUCAGCAUUGUACCGUGUUCUUGUUCCUCAAAAUUGUAGGUCAUGUUUUGCGUACAGUAUUGGAUAGCAUUUAACGGUAUAUCAGACUAGAUUUUUUAACCUUUUUUCUUUCUUAAUUGUGUCUAAUACUGCUUAUAAAAUCGAACAUGUCUACACAACAAUUUUAUUGAAGUUUAUGUGAUUUUA
Messenger RNA from Olea europaea var. sylvestris, 694 nucleotides. RefSeq names its product glutamyl-tRNA(Gln) amidotransferase subunit C, chloroplastic/mitochondrial. Bases 39 to 443 code for a protein of 134 amino acids. The transcript has 5 exons. Gene Ontology annotation, biological process: glutaminyl-tRNAGln biosynthesis via transamidation; regulation of translational fidelity. Gene Ontology annotation, molecular function: glutaminyl-tRNA synthase (glutamine-hydrolyzing) activity. Gene Ontology annotation, cellular component: chloroplast. NCBI's taxonomy places the organism in Eukaryota, Viridiplantae, Streptophyta, Magnoliopsida, Lamiales, Oleaceae. The record is from RefSeq and is a predicted model, not a curated record.